This is a messenger RNA of Ipomoea nil (Japanese morning glory), 801 nucleotides long. RefSeq names its product UDP-N-acetylglucosamine transferase subunit ALG13 homolog. Gene Ontology annotation, biological process: dolichol-linked oligosaccharide biosynthetic process. Lineage: Eukaryota; Viridiplantae; Streptophyta; Magnoliopsida; Solanales; Convolvulaceae. The transcript is spliced from 4 exons. Gene Ontology annotation, molecular function: hexosyltransferase activity. The record is from RefSeq and is a predicted model, not a curated record. Gene Ontology annotation, cellular component: extrinsic component of endoplasmic reticulum membrane; UDP-N-acetylglucosamine transferase complex. Bases 156 to 692 code for a protein of 178 amino acids.
AAUAUGGUGAUGUAUUACACUCCGACGACGACGCCUCCCGCCUUCCCCUGUGAAUCUGCGACGAAGCAAGCAGAAGACAACGAAGGUUAGGCCGACGACGCUGCCUCCCUCCCUCCCCUGCGAAUCUGGUUUCAGUGAAAAUUGUGUAUUUUCACAUGGGUGAUGGUGGUGCUAAUGGGGCUGACAAGAGAAUAGUUUUUGUGACCGUUGGAACUACUUGUUUUGAUGCUCUAGUUAAUGCUGUGGACACUGCUGAAGUUAGGAAAGAGUUGUUCGAGAAAGGCUAUACUGAUAUUAUUGUUCAAAUGGGUCGUGGAACCUAUGUUCCCACAAAGUCUGCCUCAGAAAAUGGAUCCCCAGCGCUGGACUAUUUCACUUUCUCAUCAAGCAUAGCCAAAUAUCUGAAAUCAGCAUCUCUUGUUAUUAGCCAUGCGGGUUCGGGAAGCAUAUUUGAGACAUUGCAACUAGGCAAACCAUUGAUCGUGGUAGUCAAUGAAGAUUUAAUGGACAAUCAUCAAAGCGAGCUAGCGGAAGAACUUGCUGAUAGAAAGCAUUUGUUUUGUGCACGUCCACAGACGCUAUACCAAACCAUCGCAGACAUGGACUUGGAGUCUGUUGUUCCAUAUCAACCAGGUGACGCUAAGCCAGUAGCUAAACUCAUUAAUAGUCAUCUUGGUUUCCCUGAGGAAUGAUCUGAUGAUGGUUCAAAGAAUCAUCUUAGAGUCAAAGUAGAUCUUUAAAGUUCUAAUGUGAUAUAAUAUUGAGCAGAGUGUACUAAAUUGGGCAGUUUCUACAAUGUCA